Messenger RNA from Nezara viridula (southern green stink bug), 1721 nucleotides. NCBI's taxonomy places the organism in Eukaryota, Metazoa, Arthropoda, Insecta, Hemiptera, Pentatomidae. The record is from the annotation of a GenBank genome assembly.
UGAGAGUAACCUUAUAUGUAACUUAUAAUAACGCUCUCAAAAGGUUAAGUUCCUUAUCAGGACUGAUAACUUUUUCGUUAAGUGUCGGUUUUUAUCGGCAACCAAAAGUUGUUUCUUUUUAACUGAUAAGGAUUAAGGAUCAAAAGGGUUCAUAGUUUAAUUAUUCAUGUAUACGAGGAAUGAGAAGUUUCAUCUGAAUGAAAAAUGUUUUUUAAGAAUGCGAUUUCGAGAAAGGUGGAAUUUUAUAAAUUACGAACGAUCGAAACGGCAAAUAUAACAUUGGAUACUGCUUUUAAAGUCGGAUUACUUAUUUUAUUUAUUGUAACUACAAUUUGGAUUUCAGUUUUCUUCUAUGUAGCAUUUUAUUAUACCUAUGUGCCUUCCAUAGAACACGUAAAAAAUGUUAAUUUACAAUUUACUGCUUGUGAGGCAGAAAAAGAUAAUGUGGAAAGAGGAGUGUGUAGUUUUUUGCGAGCUCAUGUAGAACUCACAAAAGCAAACCAAGUAUUUAUGCUUGGUCAGCCCUAUAAAAUAACUUUAUUUCUUGAAAUACCUGAGUCAGAUGCCAACAAAGCUGUUGGUAUGUUUAUGGUUUGUGCUCAACUUUUAGACAAAAAAAGUGUUACAGUGUCAAUGUCUUGUCGUUCUGCGAUGCUUAGGUAUAGAAGUCCUCUUGUACACACCCUUACAACACUGGCACUUGCACCGUUGUAUGUUACAGAAGUCUUGGAAGAAAAACAGACAAUUGAAGUUGAACUUUUCUCAAAUUUUGAAGAUGACCAGAAUUAUCCUGUCACUGAUGUUGUCAUUGAAAUAAAAUCUCAAAAAGUUGAAAUUUAUUCCUCAAAAAUUCAAAUCGAUGCUGAUCUCUCUGGUCUUAGGUAUAUUAUGUUCCAUUGGCCUGUCACAUCUGCAAUUUUUGGGACCGCCUUUAAUUUAACAGUAAUUCUGUUUAUAUCAGUAUUAUCUUACUGGCAACUCUAUGGAACCAAUGAAGAGACAGGUAGAGAAUUAUUAUAUAAGAAAUUCAAAGAAAAAAUUUCUCCUGUUUUUAACCCAAAGAAAGUGCACAGCUUGAAAGAAGAUGAAGACGAGGAUGUAUUAAUAUUGAAAAGUUAUGAUGAGCCAGAUUCUGGAGGGGAAGAAUUGUUUAUCGAUUUAAAGCAAGAGCCAUCUAGUAGUGAAGCAUAAUUACUGUACAAACAUUACAUGUGCCAAAAAUAGCCAAAAAAUUAAUUGUAGGUCACUUUGUGAAUCUUACCUAUGAAAGAGCAAUUGUUUGCAUGACAUUUAUUUAUGUCUGAAUAUCUUAUGUUGCCUAAGAAAACAUGACAUCUUUUUAUGAUUUUUAUAUAUAAAUGGUAUGAAAGACUGAUUUAUUAUUUUUAAAAGUCAUAAUAUCAAUAGAUAUUGUAGCAGAUGGAAAAUCAAAGUGUAGAAUAUAUUCUAGCAUUGUUUGUUAAUAAUUUUAUAUGAAAUAUUUAUUUUAUUAUGAUUAAUAUAAAUACAUUUAUGUUACAACGAAUAUAUAUAUAUAUCUUGUUACCAUAGCUUGUUUUAAUGUAAAAUGUUAUAUUAUUAUAUGUGAUAAUUUUAAACUAUUAAUCUAUUUACUAAAAAUGUUAGUAUUUUUAAAAACAUUUUAAUAAUGUUAAUUAGACUUCUUGUUAUCAUUUAACUUUAAUCUAAAACUAUAUCAUGGUUUUUAAGUUAUUCAAUGA